GGGUAGCGUCGGAAUCCCAGGAAAGGGUGGUAACGCCCUUCCGAUUGGGGCUCAGCAGGGUGACUGGAAGGAGGAAUGGAAGAUGGGUGAAGGGGGUUGUCGGCGCGGUGAAGACGGAAGGGAGGCUACCCGGGGCGGGGAGAAGAAAGGGGGCGUACCCUGGGAGAAAGGCCCAGGACCAAGCGGAAUUCGGGGGUUACCUGGGCCCUGGCGACUCCUGUUAUGGGAUGGGUUAUGUGUCCAACACAGAGGUUUGGGGUGAUUCAUGAACAGGAGGUGGUUGGCUAACAUAAUGGAAGUGGGGUGCAAGGAGCCAGAACGAGCGGUCCACGAAGCUGUGCUCCUUUGCUUCCUUAGUCACCCAGUGCAAGUCCCCACGCCUCUCGGAGUCUCACUUUCUUCAUCUGUAAAUGGGAGUAGCAGUUAUACAGGAUACACAAGAUUGCGAUGCUCAAUGUGUGUGCCAUUAUGCCUAGCGAUAUAGUGACAUGUAAAGAACGCUUCCUAAAUUGUCAUGCUGCCAGCCCGGCCAUGGGGCGCCGCACGGUCCUGCUCUUACUCUUGGCUUUCCUGACGGCCAGGGCGGCCAUCCCCGUACCGCUGGCCCUGAGGGCUCUCAACAACCUGCACAGGUCAGCCAGCUUCACAUCCCGCCCUGCUGUACCCAAGAAGUACACGGUUCACUACCUCGAGCAGAAGGCACUGGAGUUGUUCCCAGGAAGGCAGAGAUGAUUAUAUCCUGGAAGACCUCACAUACUUGUUGGCCAUUCCAGUUAUACAUACCUAAGCUUGUAUCUGAAAGAUAUAGAAAAGGAUUGAUACAUUUGUUAUGUAGAUUACUUCAAAAAGUCCCUGAAGUGAGACCAGUCUACUUAGUAUUUUCUUGCUCAGCUUACCCUUAUCAUGAUAGUUCAUUGACCUGAUGUGUAUAUACAUUGAAGCAUGUGAUAAAUAAAGGAAUUUAUUCAUACUGUCAUUCAGUAAUUAAAAAAAAUUGUUUUGCCUGUCUUUUUCAUAAUAAAGGAAACAAAAUUGAUAUAGAGAUUUAUGUGAAAAAUCUGAUGUAUGCUUUUAAGUGUUCAUCUAAGGGACAAUUUUGCAU
Molecule: messenger RNA, 1102 nt
Organism: Suricata suricatta (meerkat)
Lineage: Eukaryota; Metazoa; Chordata; Mammalia; Carnivora; Herpestidae
Product: lysosomal Pro-X carboxypeptidase-like
Exons: 3
Coding region: 448-732 (94 amino acids)
Source: RefSeq, a predicted model, not a curated record